UAAGUAUAUGUCAUCAGUGAGGAGAGAUGCCAAGGGCCAGUAUCUGUUUGACCUUCUCUGCCACCACCUAAACUUGCUGGAGAAGGACUACUUUGGAAUUCGCUUUGUGGACCCCGACAAGCAGAGGCACUGGCUGGAGUUUACAAAGUCUGUUGUCAAGCAGAUGAGAGCCCAGCCUCCGUUCACCAUGUGUUUUCGGGUGAAGUUUUAUCCCACCGACCCUGCUGCUCUGAAAGAGGAAAUAACCAGGUAUUUAGUCUUCCUGCAGAUCAAGAGAGAUCUCUACCAUGGCCGCCUUCUCUGCAAGACUUCCGACGCUGCAUUGUUAGCCGCCUAUAUUCUUCAAGCGGAGAUUGGGGACUACGACCCUGGGAAACACCCAGAAGGCUACAGCUCCAAGUUCCAAUUUUUCCCCAAACAUUCAGAAAAGCUGGAAAGGAAAAUCGCAGAGAUUCACAAAACAGAACUCAGCGGCCAGACACCAGCUACGUCAGAGUUAAAUUUUUUACGAAAAGCCCAGACCCUGGAGACGUACGGGGUUGACCCGCACCCAUGCAAGGACGUGUCUGGAAAUGCGGCAUUUUUGGCCUUCACUCCCUUUGGGUUUGUUGUUCUGCAGGGAAACAAGAGAAUUCACUUCAUCAAAUGGAACGAGGUAACCAAAAUGAAAUUUGAGGGAAAGACAUUCUAUUUAUAUGAAAAGAAAAUUGUUCUGACUUAUUUUGCUCCAACCCCAGAAGCGUGCAAGCAUCUCUGGAAAUGCGGGAUCGAAAACCAAGCUUUUUACAAGUGCCUCCGUGCCGAAGCAAGCAGCCUCAUCUCCGUCCUCUGUGCGGAGCACCCGGUGCCACAGAAGGACUCGGUGUCCAAGACUCCAUGGCACCACCAUUCACCGGCGCCAAAGACGGCUUCCCACCCCGUCACUAAGCACACGGCCCGUCUCUCUCACUACUCCCUUUGCUCCUCAGGCCUGGAGUCUCUGAGGGACAGCGCUCACUCGACCCCGGUGCGCUCAGCCUCUCACAGCGACGCUUUCCUGCCCCCCGUGCGGAGCAGCCGAGUGGACAGCAGCGAGCGAGUGGCAAUCAUCUCGGACGAGAUCUACAGCCCCGCCGACAGCGUGCUGCCCACGCCGGUGGCCGAGCACAGCCUGGAGCUGAUGCUGCUCUCCAGGCAGAUCAAUGGCGCCCCCUGCAGCAUCGAAGAGGAAAAGGAGUCUGAAGCCAACACCCCGACAGCCACAGAGGCUGAUGAGAUGAGAGGAGAGUUCAAAGCCCUGUGUCAGGGUGUCGGAGGCACUGGCGGGACACAAGCUACACAGGUGAAUAAGUUUGUUUUAAGUGUCCUCCGUUUGCUCCUUGUGACAGUUGGACUCCUCUUUGUUUUGCUCCUUCUCCUGAUCAUCCUUACCGAGUCUGACCUUGACGUUGCCUUUUUCCGUGAUAUUCGCCAGACCCCCGAGUUUGAACAGUUCCAUUAUCAAUACUUUUGUCCCCUCAGGCGAUGGUUUGCCUGCAAAGUCCGCUCCGUGCUGAGCCUGCUCAUUGACACCUGAAGGCAUGACUCUUCCUAAUAACUAGCCAGGUGGAUUCAGAAGAUACCUGCUACCAGUUCCCAGCACAUGGGACCCAUCGUGGCACCAUCGGCCCAUAAACUAAGUCCUCCUUUCAUGAAUCAAAGUACACUGCGCCGUAGGAUGUUUGUUUCCUGGAAGAAGAAAAGGAUAGGGUUAUGCCAGAUUAAAAACGCAUUUCUUUAGAGCUCCACUUUCCUCAAGUGCUCAUUCCGUUUUUAAUCCUUGACCUUUGCAGAAUAAUUUAAGGUUUUAAUUUUCAUAGACGUGUGUAUGACUGUGAAAGUAUCAAAUCAGAGGAAUUUAUUUUAUUACUACUGAUCACUGUAUUAGUGUCAGCCAAUAGUGGAGACACUAGUACAAGCCUAGAGAUAUUGUAUUAUGCAGGAGCGUUAGCAAUGGUGCUACUGAGCUGUAAUUUAAGUACUAGUGUAUUGUUUCGUUAUUAAAACUGCCUCGGUGCACAGCACUACCACCUUCAAAUGCUUAUUUUAAAGAGAUCCUCUUUUUACUAACCAGAGCUUAACUGGCAAAUGGUUUUUUAAUUAGCAAGUGGUCUGGUUUGAUUCUGCUACCAACUUAGAAACGUUUUCAACCAACCACAGAAUGGGCAAGGAAAAGGGAAGCCAGGAAUGGCAGUGUAAGUCUGCUCCUUUAAAUAGCAUAGAAAGAUGUGAAUACCUAUCCUAGUCUACAACUUAGGCCUUUUCAGAAUGUGUUACGCCUUGAACCUUUAGUGCACCACAAGUGUGGCGUUUACCAUAGAGGUGUUAAAUCCCUAACUACAGUGGAGUGGAGUAAUACGGGGAUAGUAGAUAAAUGUAUUCAGUUGUGUUCUACGAAGUCCGGGUGCAUAAUUGGUAACCAUACCUGAUUUAUUUGGGAUACACUUUGCCUCAGAAAGAUGUUUUGUACAAAGAAAAAGAAGACUGUGGGACCUAUAUUUUGUUAUUGAUACUAACCAAGUUUUUUUUAAAAAAACUUUAUGGAUUAGAGAAAUUUAGCGUGAUGUUAAAAUGACAGGAGUAAGCCAAUUAUUCUGAAAAUAAAUGUUUUGUGGAAUGGAAUUCUAAUGGCAGCGUAACCCAUUACUAAUUUUGGAAAAAAGAAGAACAGGUUUUUUGAAAAAUUUCAAAGGUAAAGAGCAGAAUUACAAGACAACAAUGAAAGAAACCAAGACAAAUAUGAGCUCUAUCCUUAAGAAAAAAAAUUAAUUAGCUAAUUUCUAUUGUGACAUGAACACAUGAAUCUUUGAUUACCUGGCAAAAAUAGCAGCCCAUUUAUAAGGGGAGCAAUAAUUGCUAUUGUAAAGUUUUGUGAGACGCUGGGCAUAUUAACAAAACUGACUAGCAAGAGUUUCAUUUCAUCUCAGGGAGAGAUUAAGCAAACUGAGGCCAUAGAGCCAAUUUUAAAAUCUGAUUUACAUUUUCUGCAUCAUCAAACCACCUCUGCAUACAAACUGAAACAACAGUGGUGUGUGCAUAUGCACACACCUAUGGAUUCCCUUUGAAGAUGAGUUAUGAUUUUGUCCUACAUUCAUUGUGCUCUUUUUCCAAAUGUCCAAUUAUCAAUAUAGAGAAUAACUGGGAAGUUAGUUAGAUUCUGACUAUUUGUCACUGCAAUAAAUAAGGCCCAUUUUACUAGUUGUCAGAUCUUAAAAAAAUAUGUAGUUUCAUGUCACUUACUUUAAAAUUAGCCAUGGCCAUUUGAUUGUCAGAAGAGCUGAGAAUGAUUCUGCAUUCAGUUUAAUAACUCUCCUAAAGUUAGUUUAAGUUGUGAAUGCCAACCACAGGAGAACAAAGGCUAGAUUUUUUACAUGGGUAUAUACUGUCUUAUGCAACAUAGCAAAAUUAACUUUUAGUGUAGUGUUCCUACCUCAGUCUGUAGUAAAUGGUGUUUUCUAUGCAGUGAGUGAUAGUCUUAAACUAAACAUUUUUCUUCCUAGAUUAAAGAUGCAGUAUUCCAUUGUUUUAAUUGCUAAUACUAGUUGUUUGUCAUAACAAUGCAUUAUCAUCCAGUGACAGGUGUGGCUCCAAUAUGUUCCACAUUAAAUUGUCAUUUUUCAAAAACCACCGAGAUGAAAUAUUGACCUUGACGAACUUUUGCAUCAAUCUGUUUUUAGAAUAGUGAUAAAUACCAUCCUUUGUUUAACCUUUUGCAGCUUUUACCUGGCAUUUUAUCCUAAAAUUAAUUAGUAGUUUUUUAAAUCUUAUUUUUUUUCCCGUUUGUGCCAUGAUAUGUUUCAUAUUUUGCUGUUAGUUUUAUCUGUCAUUUGUAUAAAAAGUCGUUUCCAUAGUUCUUAUAUCAGAGGAAGCAAAACUCUUAAUAAAGAAUAGUGUACUGCAUCUUUAAGCAGUAGAGGGUAAAAAUACCAGAAAAUGUGAAUUUCUUAGUUUUCAUAGAAGUUAACCUUUCAUGUGCCAAACACUGUAAGUUACAUUUUUUCCUCCAAAACAAUGUACCUUUUUCUACAUAUUCAAUAUGUAGUUAGCAUAAAAUCAUUGGUGCCAUGAAAAGUAUUUUUAAAUUUAAAUAAAUAUUUAAGUAUCAUGAAAACCCAGAGUUGGCAU
Messenger RNA from Pelodiscus sinensis (Chinese soft-shelled turtle), 4143 nucleotides. The record is from RefSeq and is a predicted model, not a curated record. Lineage: Eukaryota; Metazoa; Chordata; Testudines; Trionychidae.